This is a messenger RNA of Impatiens glandulifera, 1976 nucleotides long. Its product is annotated as serine/threonine protein phosphatase 2A 57 kDa regulatory subunit B' beta isoform-like. Gene Ontology annotation, biological process: signal transduction. NCBI's taxonomy places the organism in Eukaryota, Viridiplantae, Streptophyta, Magnoliopsida, Ericales, Balsaminaceae. Gene Ontology annotation, molecular function: protein phosphatase regulator activity. The record is from RefSeq and is a predicted model, not a curated record. Bases 292 to 1788 code for a protein of 498 amino acids. Gene Ontology annotation, cellular component: protein phosphatase type 2A complex. The transcript is spliced from 2 exons.
CCGCUCGCUUGGCUGGCUGGCUGAUGCUUCGGAUCUCAGCUUUCCAGCUCCGACAAGUAAGCGCCUUCUUCCACACCCAUCUUCUCAUUUUACUUUUCCCCAUUUCCAUCUUUGCCUUCGAUUUCACCUCCUCCGACAAUGUCGUCGUCGUUUAUGCAAUUCCCCAUCACCAUCUUCUUCGCUUAGGAGAUUUCAAUUUUCAUUCAUUCAUCCAUUGAUCGAUCGAUCGAUCGAAUUACCCACCAACCCAGGUAACAACAGGAACGAACAGUACUCUCUAAUCUUGCAAUCAUGUUUGACAAAAUUAUGAAACGUGGGCAAAAGAAAGUUGCCAAAGCCGAACCAAUCGAACCACCCGGCAAUCCAAAUUCCGCACUAGGUGUCACCGUUAACCACGCUUCUCGUACCGGUCUCUCUUCAGGCUCCCAGUCGCCGAUUCCAACUCCGACCACUCUCUCCAUUCCAAGUACCGGCGUCGUCGAGGUCCUACCCUUGUUGAAAGACGUACCCGCGACCGAACGCCACGUCCUCUUCAUCAAAAAGCUUCAAAUCUGCUGUCUCUCAUUCGAUUUCUCAGACACAAUGAAGUCCGCCCGUGAGAAGGAAAUCAAAAGACAAGCCCUCACCGAAAUUAUCGAUUUGGUUCAAUCUGGAUCGUUUAAGUUAAACGAAACCCUUCAAGAAGAGUUAAUCAGGAUGAUUUCGGCUAACGUUUUCAGAAGUAUGCCACCUGCAGCUCACGAAAACACUGGAACUGAGGUUGCGGAUCCUGAAGAAGAUGAAGUUUAUUUGGAACCAACAUGGCCACACUUGCAACUUGUCUAUGAAUUACUCCUCAGAUACAUAGUUUCACCAGAUAUGGACACUAAAGUUGCAAAGAAAUUCAUUGAUCAUUCUUUCAUAUUAAAAGUGAUUGACUUAUUCGAUUCGGAAGAUCCCCGAGAGAGGGAGUAUUUGAAGAUGGUUCUCCAUCGAGUCUAUGGAAAGUUUAUGGUUCAUCGUCCCUUCAUUAGGAACGCGAUGAACAAUGUCUUCUACAAGUAUGUUUUCGAAACAGAUCAGAGGCAUUGCGGGUUGGUAGAGUUGUUGGAGAUAAUUGGGAGCAUAAUCAAUGGGCUUGCACUUCCAAUGAAAGAAGAACAUAAGUUAUUCCUUGUUCGAGCACUCAUUCCACUUCAUAAGCCUAAAUCUAUCACUUCAUAUCACCACCAAUUAUCGUAUUGCAUCACUCAAUUUGUCGAGAAAGAUUAUAAAUUGGCAGAUGUUGUUAUUAAAGGGCUAUUGAAGUAUUGGCCAAUCACCAACAGUGGGAAAGAGGUUCUCUUUCUUGGAGAAUUAGAAGAAGUUUUGGAAAUUACACAGUCAAUAGAGUUUCAACAUAUCCUUGUACCUCUUUUCAGGCAACUUGGACAUUGCCUCAACAACGCUCAUUUUCAGGUGGCAGAACGUGCGCUAUUCUUGUGGAACAACGAUCACGUAGUGAGCUUGAUUGGGCAAAACCGACAAGUAAUUUUACCCAUAAUCUUUGAAGCACUAGAAAGGAAUAUGGAGGGACAUUGGAACCAGGCGAUUCACGGUCUGUCUGGGAAUGUGAGGAGAAUGUUUUUGGAAAUGGACGGUGAACUGUUCGAAGAGUGCGAUAAACUCUACGCUGAAAAACUAGCUAAAGCUAGUGAUUUGGAGAAAAAACGCGAAUUGACGUGGAAACAACUUGAAGCAGCUGCUGCAGUAAAACCAAAAACUGGUAAAACAAAAGGAAAAACUGGCAAAGGAAAAACAAAACGAUGAUUUAAAGCAUUACAUAAUUUACAUCAGGUUUUGUUGUCAGAACCUAAAUUAUAUAUACUUUUUUUUUGUAGUUAUGAUAUUUCUCUUUGAGAUUAUUAUUGUUAUACAAAUUGAUAACAACUUAUCUUUCAAUCUCUAUAUAUAUAUAAUGGUUCUUGCCUUUAAUAGGCAAUAUUUAAUUAGUAUUC